AUGCUAACCCGAGUUACAAUAACUUUCAUCGGAGAGCCGCUCAUAUGGGGACGCGUCGUUGCAACUGUGCCCAUUUUUGCCAACAUUGCAGUCGAAGGCGUGCCUGUUUGCGCAAGGAGAUUCCUGAAUACUAAUACGAACUCAAGUUUCAGCCUUUAUGACAGCAAGAGACCCAACACCAAGUUUGGUGCCCCGACGUUCCAGCUACAUCCUGCAUUGAAUUUAGGCUGCAGGCUCUGCACACUUUGUGGGCUCAAUUCUCUUUGCUCGAGAAAGCUCCCUUUCCAUCUGGCAUUCACACCACACAAACGCGACAAUAAGCCUGCCAUCACAUUAUCAACACCUCUCGUUUGGGAAAGCUUUCGGUCCCUUUCCAUCCCUUCACACUACAUAGACGCGAUAGUGAGCCUGCCAUCACAUUAUCAGCACCUUUCGCUUGGGAAGAGCUCUCGGUCUGCCUUCCACCCCAUAUUCACACUACAUACACAUGGUGCUGCGCCCCAGAGAAGCCGAAAAACACUUCACACUUGCUUUACCACACCAUCGCGGAGUGGCGUGAAUCGGGCUCCGAUUGAGCUUCUGGGAAAGGAGCCAGAGGGUGCAAAGGUGCCGGUAGUGGGCAUUAGUACAAAGGUAAAUACAUGA
Messenger RNA from Pyricularia grisea, 645 nucleotides. RefSeq lists its product as uncharacterized. Lineage: Eukaryota; Fungi; Ascomycota; Sordariomycetes; Magnaporthales; Pyriculariaceae. The record is from RefSeq and is a predicted model, not a curated record. The transcript is spliced from 3 exons. The coding region runs from base 1 to 645 and encodes 214 amino acids.